UUGGAUUCUCUAUUCAGUCAUUUAUAACAAAUUUCAAAUACAAAUUGAAUCCAAUCACAAAAUUAUUUUACAACAUGUUUAGAUUUAUUAUAAUAUCGAUGACAUUUGCUUAUUGUGCGGCCAGUGCUGGCUAUGGAAGUGGAGGUGCAUUCGGUCUAAGCGGUGGAUCGCUUAGAGCUUCGCUUUCAAAUGGCUUAUCUUCAGCUUAUGGUUCAGGACUAGCCAUUGCUUCUCCAUAUGCCGUUUCAUCUCCCGGUCCUUUAUCAGCAGCUAUCCAAACACAUCGAACCUUUGAGGUUGUUCCAGUGUCAUUGCCACAGGAACCACCAGUUCCUCAAAUAAUUGAUGUCGAACCAAGCGAACAACCUGUGCAAGUAAUUUUUAGAUCAGUAUCGAGUCCCGUACUUGUACAGCAAAUCCAUACUCCCGGAGCUCCUGGAGAAGUGCAAUCAACACAAUCGGAGGAUGAGCCGCAUCGCGUACUCCAUCAAGUUCUCAGACCUGUUAUCCAAGAGGUUCGUGAAGUUAUUCAACCGUACAGACGAGUUACUCAAGAAGUGAGACCAGUUCUCGAAGAAGUUCAUACUGUGGUGGCAAAAGGCGAAGGAAGACUUAAAUCAGCUCAGAUAGCAUCUCACACUCCAAUAGCCGAUCCAAAUCAUCUUGUAUUGGACAACGGAUAUCAAGGCUUAAACUUAAAUUCAGGUUUAUAUGGUUCCGGUGGCUCCGGUAGUUUUGGUCUGACCAACAAUUACAAAGCUAAAGCCAAAAAAGCCGCUUAACUUUAUAUAAAUUCACUUUUAUAUCUCAUUUCAAUAACAUUAUAUAUCACUAAUUUAACUGUGAAUUUGUAAUUUAUAAACAUAUCAUAUUUUGAAUAAAU
Oppia nitens is the source of this 883-nucleotide messenger RNA. RefSeq lists its product as uncharacterized. Bases 75 to 782 code for a protein of 235 amino acids. The record is from RefSeq and is a predicted model, not a curated record. The transcript has 2 exons. NCBI's taxonomy places the organism in Eukaryota, Metazoa, Arthropoda, Arachnida, Sarcoptiformes, Oppiidae.